Messenger RNA from Eimeria maxima, 4824 nucleotides. RefSeq names its product bromodomain-containing protein, putative. The coding region runs from base 1 to 4824 and encodes 1607 amino acids. NCBI's taxonomy places the organism in Eukaryota, Apicomplexa, Conoidasida, Eucoccidiorida, Eimeriidae. The record is from RefSeq and is a predicted model, not a curated record. The transcript is spliced from 15 exons. Gene Ontology annotation, molecular function: protein binding.
AUGCAUUUGCCGGGAGCUUCAUUGCCUGUCGGCCCCGUAUCCCCAAGUAUUGGAUCGAGUGGAGGAUCGGAUCCCCAUAAGGGCGCCCCUAGUGGGGGCGGCGGGGGGCCUCUUGCGCGGCAUGUGAAGCGGAAGCUGGCAGGGUUGCUGGACGGCUGGCGCCGCGUUAAGAGUUUUCGGCUUUUCCUCGAGCCUGUCGAUGUAGAACAGAUGGAAUGCCCCACCUACUACGAUGUGAUCAAAAACCCUAUGGACCUGCGCACCAUGGAGGCCAAGCUGGAGAGGGACGAAUACAGGAGCGAGGAGGCAUUCGUCUGUGACUUGCUGCUCAUCUUCCGCAACUGCCGCACAUUCAACGACGAGGCUACACCCGCAGGACAGUUUGUGUUGCGGCUUUGUGCGGAGGCGGAAGCACGCAGCCUUGAGGAUCUCAAGAAGGCAUGCAAAGACUCGAAGGCCUGGGCUGCACUUGAGCAGCAAUUCUCGCAUGGAAAACAGAAGGCAGGGGCGCGGCAGAAGGGCGGAGGUGCCUCGAAGCGGGCUGCGUCUGGAGGUGCAUCCGCUUCUGAGAAUACGGUGUCAGCAGCUGCUGCAGGCCCCGCAGCAGCAGCCCCUUCCGCUGUGGGCCGUUCAGCAGCAGCUGAUCACAAUACGCCCCCCCAAAGCUAUGAUAGUGCAGGCAGAAAUGCUCUGGGGGCCUCUCCUGGGUUGCCUUGUGUGAACGGGCUCGUAUAUAGCGGCUCGAGUGGAGUAAGAGAGGAAGUAGCAACAGCUCUACCAGCAAGAGAAGCCGCCGUCUCAGAAAGGGUUGAAGGGGUUGUAGCUACCAGCGAAAAUGCCUCUGAAUCGACGUUGCAGCAGACAUCCACCUCAGGACUCGCUGGUGUUUCCCCUCCCAGUAUCCCUCUCACCCCUGGAGCAUCUGGCAGUCAGAGGGCCCCGUCGCAGGCGAACUGGCAGGGAGAAGGGGGCAGUUUUUUGGGGCAGGGCAUGCUGGAUAUUGAGAACUGCCUGGCGGGGAAGAGUUGGUACAUUUAUUGCCGAGACAACAUCCUCAGACCCCUGAAGGGGGAUCGCUACGCCUACCUUUUUCUCACGCCAGUCUUGGACAGCCCAGAGCUGCCGGAUGCCGUGAAGACUUCUUACAAGUCGGUGAUUGCAAGACCCAUGGAUUACGGCACCAUCUGGACUAAGCUUACUGCCAGGGAUUACCACCACCCUUUGGAGUUCUUCGAGGACAUGUUUCUGGUGUAUUCAAACUGCAUGGCUUUUAAUCCCCCCAACGACCAGCAGUGCGGCUGGUUGCAUCGCGUGGCAGAGAAGAGCCGAGACAAGUUCGUAGAAAGGUGGCGUCGCUGGGUAGUGCGCAUCUGGCGCGCUUUUGCGCAGCAUAACGCAGCAGCAGCGGCAGCGCCGCCUCCCGUGCUGGAGAAUGCUGAAGCAGCCAACGCUGCAGCAGCAGUAGAGUCAGAACCCGCUGUUGCUGCAGGACUGGCUGCCGCUCGCGCCGAGCUUCUGGAGCGGCGGCAUUCCCAUCCAGUGUUGCCUUUCGCGGCGCCACCUCAGCAACUGCAGCAGCAAACAGACAUCUGUCAUGCCCCACUGCAGCACCCCCAGUUGCAGCACCCGCCAGCGCAGCACAACCAACGUUGCCCCGAUAAGGCUCAGGACCCCUCGGCGGUGGCAGCAAGCGCAGCUGCUGCCGCCAAGGAUCCCAAGUACAGGGCCCUAGUCGUUGACCUGCUUGGCGAGGACGCACUGGAAGAUGCAAGCAACAGCUCCUUAGAUAGGGCGGCCACGACGCAGGAAACAUUGCAGCAGCAGCUUCAACAGCUGCAGCAGCAGCAACAACUGCUCCAGCAUGAACAUUUGCAGCUGCAGCAACAGCAGCUGGAGAUGCAGGAGAAAGAGCAGGCACUGGCUCGUGUAUCGGCAGCAGGCGAAGGCCCUGUUCACUGCGAGAGCCCUGCCAACUUAGGGGUUCCUGGAUCAAGUGAUCUUCAGCAGCAUCAGCAACAGCAGGAGCAGCUGCUGCAAGCCAUCGAUCCAGUUGCUGAGCACACUGACGCUGCUGCUUCUACGGGGUUGGUUGCUGGAGCUACCGCUGGCAACGACACUGCAGUCGAGCAACAGCAGCAUGGAGAUGCAGCGGCUGCAGCUGGGGAUGUCACUGGAGCAGCGGAGGGCAGAAAACACAAGAACAAAAAGCAAAAGCACCAAAAACAUAUGCAGCGAACCCAGCAGCAGCUGCAGAAACAGGAGGCACAGAAUGUGCAGCUGCCGCAGGAGGCGUCUGCAGGCGUCCAGUUACCCAGCAGUGGUCUGUUAGAGACUCAAGACCAGGCCGACUCUGGUGCUGUUCCGGGAUACCAUGCUGCAGCAGGAGUAGAAGAAGCGACACCAUCACCAGCAGCGCCUGCAGCCUUUGCAGCAGCUCCACCAGGGUGCCCACAGGUGGAUUAUCCAGCCGGUCUUCGCGGGGCUGUUGUGGUGCCUGCUGCCGUAACCGAUGCACCCCCUUUUCCUGUUUCUGUCUCACCUCAACAAGCAGCGGCAGUAGCAGCGACUCUAGCAGCAGACGCAGCGGGGAGCUCCCUCUUACCCAACACUUCCCUAGGAGAUUCCCCUCGGCUCUGUGACAUAAUUGAGGCUCCCCCAGCCGAGAUUCUGAAAGCCAUGGGGGUCAAGGAAGUACCUGCCCGUCCCAUUGCUACUCCGGUUCCUGCGGCUGCUUCCGCUGUGCCUGUUGCUGCGCCGGUGUCUGCUACUGAUGCAACUCUAAUCAGUUUGCCGCCAGCGGCCGGCACCACUGCUGAGGCAUCUGCAACGUGGCUGGCAGGGCCAACCCCGUCGCAGCUGUCUGCUGGCCCAGCUGCUGCUGCUGCUGUAGCAGCACCACCAGCAGCAGCCACAGCCACAGGAGGUGUGAGAGGCCGUGCUUGUGUGGAAGGCUCAUCGUUACCACCACCUGGCGAUGAGGUGAUCGCUGGAACCCUACAAACGCAACAUUCUACAGCCUUCUACGACAUCCAGCAGCAGCAUCAGCUUCUACACCUGCAAACGCAGCAGUCAAGAGAGGACUUGCUUCCACCGAAGCUUCGUAUAUUAUUGGAAUCGACGCGGAAGAAGGGACCACCUCCUAGGCUCCUGUUGCUGCCUUGGAGGGGCAGAGGCAACGGCCCUAUCCCCGAAGGCUAUGCCAGCCGUCUUCCGAGUACAUCCUGUGGUCCCAAAGCUGCAGUUGGUGUUUGUGCUGCUGCUGGCACCACUGAAGCCACAGCAGCAGAACCGACAGGAUCCGCCAGUGCAUCUGAUCGCAGCGUGAAGAGAGAAACGACACAAGGAGACUCUGUGGCAGCUUCUGCCGAGAUUGAGAGAGCAACAGAAGAAGCGCCACCUCCAGAGGCAGCAGUGUCUGAUGUUGCCGAGAAGACCAGCAGCAGCAGAGAGCAGAGAUCCAAGCUGUCUUUGAGGCUGCGGAGUAGCUGUACUAGCAGGCGUUCAACACCAUUAUCGAACAAGGCCGUGCCUCGCAAUGUAUUUUUUGUUGGAGAUGAGGAUCCAGAGACAGAGGGGACUCUGGGGGCAAUGUGCGUGGAUAAUGAAGGGGAGAUUGCAGCAACAACAGCAGAAGCAAAACCCCCAUUGCCUGCAACACCUGUUACAGCGCGGGACGCAACGCAGACGAAAAUGACUCUUGCAGCAGAAGCAGCACAGGCGGCAGCAGUUCAAAGCACCAGCACCGCGCAUCUGCUGAGGCUGCCAUCCCGUGUCAGUCUGCUGCCGGAGGAUGUAGAUAUACUCAAGGUUCACGCCGGGCUCGGUACCACUGCUGCCAAUGCUGCUGGUGCGGCGCCGCUGCUGCUGCACUUGAAGCUUCAGGGAGCUGAUGCGGCAGCUGCGGCACUGGCACUCAAGGGAGAGUACCUGGUUUCUUCAUACUUACAGCUAGCAGCAGCAGCUACUGCAGAAGGAGGGGAUGAAAACGCCCUUACCUUAGGCGGUCUGAGUCAUCGUCCUGCUGCCGCUACUGCGCCUGGCGCUGCAUCUGCUAGUGGUUCUGCGGGCGUUGCUGUGGCCAAGCGCAGCUGCUGGUGUUACGCACGACCGCAGAAGGGGCAGGAGAACCGAGGUUCUUUGUUGGCUGGGCGGUCUGUCUUCAGUGUCGAGCGUCAAGCAAUUAGGAACCUUCCGAGGCGUCUCCUGGAAGAGGCGCAGCAGAAGAAGCAACGGCGAGGGGGGAUAGCGGACGGCUGUUUGCUUGGUGAACUGUGGGGCUCAGCCACACAGAAGCCGUUUGGAGAGGCGUUUGGCGGAGGGUUGCUGCAGGUGGUGUUGCGUGCUGCUGCAUCCGGGGGUUCAGGAGAUGCACUUGGCAGCAGCUGUGGCAGCGGCUGCAAUCGCCUUGCCUGCACGAACGAAGAGUGUUUGUCUGACGGGCUCCGUUUCAUUGAGGAUUUGAACAUGUGGGCUGCUGCGCUGCCGUCGGAGCUGUUGCUGCCAGUGCAGCAACAGAAGCAACAGCGACAUCGCAUACUGCGGCUUCCAGCAUUGGAUGUUGUGUUGCUGCACUCGGAACCCUUAGGCCUGGUGACCCUUUCAAAGCCUCAUGCUUGUAGCAGCAGCGCGCCCCCUAGUGCGGGUGAGAGUGCGGCUGCUGUAUACCGUGCCGCUGAUGGACUCCGCAGCAGUAAGGUAGAGCUCCCGUUGCAGUUGAAAACCGAGGUGCCCUCACAGACGGCGAACCGCAAGAAGAGGGCUUCGGGCGACUUUGACUGUGGGGAGACGGACACAAGUAGCAGCGGAAGCCUUCCAAUGAGGUAG